AUGAAGGGUACAACGUUGGUUAUGCUAUCUUGUGUUUCCAUAUGUUUCAUUCUGAGUCACGGUAAAGACGGGGACUGUUAUGAUCAAAUCCCAUUUCCUGGACUUUGCGGCUAUCACGCAAAGAAGAAAUGCUUCAAAGAAAUGCUUUCGAAGAACAUAACACGACGCUUUCUUAGCUGCGACUGUGCAAACUGGGAACAAGACAAGUCAGCUAAGGGAGAAGAUGAAUCACAUAUCUGCAACUGUCUCAGAGCUGUUGCCGGUGAUUGUGUCCCAGACGGAUUUGCGUAA
Molecule: messenger RNA, 291 nt
Organism: Eruca vesicaria subsp. sativa (arugula)
Lineage: Eukaryota; Viridiplantae; Streptophyta; Magnoliopsida; Brassicales; Brassicaceae
Source: the annotation of a GenBank genome assembly